Molecule: messenger RNA, 4552 nt
Organism: Copidosoma floridanum
Lineage: Eukaryota; Metazoa; Arthropoda; Insecta; Hymenoptera; Encyrtidae
Gene: gogo
Product: thrombospondin-1 like protein golden goal
Cellular component (GO): cell periphery
Source: RefSeq, a predicted model, not a curated record
AUGUAUGGUUGGCGUGUGCCCUUCGUAUUUUAUGAUGUCACAAAUGACGUUCGAUCGGGUGGGAAAAUUCGUUUUUCUUAACUAACGUUUUUCUUCUCCUUGGGCAUUCUUUUGCUAUGAAUGAUUAAACGCGCGCAAUACUUGACGGUUUUUUUUUUUUUUUUUUUUAACGUUUUUUACGAUGAUACAUGGAUCGAAGAGCGCAAAUAUAUUUCAAAAAAUCGCCGGUUAGUCUAGCGAACAACGUGGUACGACAUUACUUAUAUUUUCGGAGCAGCAUCGUAGUUUGAUUCCACCGAGUGUAUAUCGUGAGUGAGUGUGUGGGUGCCAAACUCGAAAAGUGUUGCGUUAAAGUACGUUGUUGUAUACAUUGUAAUCAUCAAGUGUAUUGUGUAUUACUGUGUACAAAAACACCUACUCUUUCUCUCUCUCAUACUGAAUAUAGUGUUUGUUUUGUUGUCACAAGAGAUGUACCAUGACAAAGUGAGGAGAAUAUAUAUUACACUUUGUAGCACUGUUGUGCGAUGGUGAUUGAUUUGCCGGCGAGUCUCGAGUGAGCGCACGCGACGACCAUACUGACUGUUGGUGAAGCAAAUCACCGAUGACGUAGUGGACAUGAAUUGGCCGUCCAGAUGGUCGCCGUUGCGGGUCUUGAUUUUCAUUCUCCUAAAAUGUGGCACAACGAGACCGAUGGUAGCACCGGAGGAUAUUUCCUAUCCGAGAUUGAUUGUGGCAGCCUCGCACACGGCCCUGUCCGGAGAUCUCGGUGUCCUCAUAAUCGAAAUGCCGACCGCAUAUCACAUGACCACCACCACCACCACUGCCCCAGCCAUAACUUCAACUACCACAACCACUUCCAGUCGCGCGACCACACAAAGGUCAAGCUCGCUCGUUGCGACCACUGAGGAUGCAGACGCCAGUUUGGAAGACGACGAGGACUACAGCAUCGAAAACAAUCGCAUUCCCCUACAGGAUCCAUUCGUCCUCAGGCUCCUUCGGCUGGAUGGCUUCACGUCGGAGCUGGUGGGUGAGGUGCCGGUGGAGGUGCCCAAUAUAGCGGGGGUCAACGUCUCCCUGAAAAUUCCCUGCGGCUACUUCUCGCGUGGCGGCACUUACUCACUCCAACUGCAACACAAGUCCGCGCCCCUGCCGGACCACUUCGCCAACACCGCUAGCCUUCAUCAUGUACAGACCCACACGACGCUAGACGUGCGAUGGCCAACGCCCUCGCUGGCCCUGGAGCCCCAGCACUUCGACACCUACCCAAGCCAGCCGGUCCUGGCGACUCUUGAAUACACGGGCAUCACGUGCUCGCCACUUCCCGGCGUACCCGUGCCCACUUUUUCUGUUCAGCUCAUCUAUUGCGGUGCGAGUGUCCUUUCAUGCGAUCCUCGCAACAAGAGCCAUGUACAGGUACUCUAUAAGGAGGAAGUGAAGGGCUUUCCCACGCAGAGGGUCGUCAGUCUGCGCUGCGAGUAUUUUGGCCUGGCGGGCCACUACGCCCUCAGACUGAAGCCAUCCGAUGCAAAUCCGAGUGCACCUACUUCCAGCGCCUACAUCAAGGUCGAAUGGUCGGACCUGUUCGUCUUCAACGUCCGAGCUCGGUCCGUUUACCCAUGCGACGGUGGGAGCAGCAACUCAGGCGGAGGCGUCUCUGUCCUGUUCGAGUACCCAGCCUGUCGUCUCCAAGGCGAUCGAGUACGUGUCUACGGUCGUCUAAGGGCCGAUGUAGCCUCGCUGGCACCACCUUCAACCUUGGACUACGUUGCCGAGCUAAAAGCACCACCUGGCGAGCACAGAUUGACUUUCGAUUGUGACCUCUUCACGGAGCGUUACGUCGAGUACUGCUUUGUUUACGUCAGCGAGGCUUUCAAUGGGGCCAUGUCCGAAGUUAGGGUCGACUGCAUACCUACGUUUCCAUUGCAAGAAGGCGACGCUGGUGGCUGGGGACCCUGGAGCCAAUGGACGCCUUGCAGCAGCUCCUGCGUCGGUGGCACUCGCACUCGGCAUCGUUUCUGCGACACCCCACCACCCCGUUAUGGGGCCAAGUUCUGCCAGGGCAAAACGGUAGAAUCCGAGGCCUGCGGGGGUUCAAAGUCAUUGGAUUUGCGAGGCUCCUGGAGCCCCGGCGACUGGGAGUGCCGGCACGGCGAGGGCCUAGCUGCCGACAGACCGGAGGUGACUGCCGUAGUCGGGAGCAGGUGCCGCUGUGGCUGCUCGCUCGUUCUCGAGGACGAGGAGCAGCGAAGGAUACUCGCUGCCAGCAGUCGGCAGUGUCCGGGUCACUCGUUCUGGCUCGUACAGACAAAGCCGAGCCACGUGGUGGAGUUGUACUUCGAUCAAGCACGUUUGCCCUGCCAGAAUCAGUACGUGCGAGUGAAGGACGGUGACUCGUUGAUCGAUGCCCUGUUGGCCGAUGUGACGCCCGAGCGCAAGGAGCCAGCGUCCGGACGGGUAGUCAGUACCGGACCGAGGUUGCUGUUGGAAUUUUAUAAUGAGCCCACCUCGGCUGCAUCGUCGUGCGCCUCUGGAUUUUUGGCUCACGUUGCCAUGGCUCCGAAACCAAAGGAAGAGAACAUAACAACGGCUGUGCCUGCACUGUUUCUAAACGCAAAAGUCAUGGCGGCAACCGGUCGCUGGGCACUAUGGUUGACUCCAGCUCACCUGGUCGCUACCUCACUUCUCGUUCUCAUGUUCCUCGCCACAGUCGUUUUGGCCUUGCAGUAUGCCUUCAAAUAUCGCAAAUACCACGUCGCUGAGGACCUGGACAGCCUCACUGACAAUUCCGCGUGUAGUGGCUCAAUGCAAGGUAUCGCCAGGCGUACACGUGCAAUGUCGUCGACGACCCUGAUAUCGGAGGUAGUGUCACUGGUGAGAUUACAGAGGAAAGGAUCACCGAGACACGCGAGACUGAACGAAGCCGGUGCCGAUGUCGAGGAGGGCUACGAGAGCACAGAGACCCAAGCCGAUGGAGACGACGAGGAUGGUAGUUUGGGCAGCCUCAGGCGAUCAGCGAUAGCAGAGGAGGGUGAGCGGAACACGGGCUCUCAGCGCACGAUAGUGGCGAGCAACAACAGUGUGCGCAGCACUCCAACGAAACGAUCGUCCAAUUGCUCGUCCACUGCUACUUUGACAACUGCAGGAACGAGCGGAGGAGUCACUUCGACAACGUCAACUGUGACGACACAAGCCGGCCAACUACAUGCCGAGGUCAAGUACGCCCGUCCGGUUAAACUGCGCACAUUCGGCCCGGUAAGCCCCGUGUCAGAAGAGGCGGCUUCGACGUCCGAAGAUGGCAGGCGCUUCAGCGCUACGAGUGCUUCGACCAGUCUGAAUAACGGUUUCUCACCAGCGAGCAGUUCGUCUAACUCGACACUGCGUCGCUGCAGCGGCAAGGAAUCAAAGGAGCGCCGCAACCGUGAACGUCUGCUACGUGGACCAGGUUCGGAAUUCAGCUUGGCGAAUCCUGAUUUGGACCUCGAGCUCGACUACUACGACUACAACGUGAUGAACGCUGGUGCGGCUCCUGGUUCUUAUCUCGGCAUGGAUCCAGCCUUCCUCGUCUGGAUACCGCCCCUUGACGAGGAUGGCCGACCGAGGAGCGAUGAAGAGGAACACCACUACGAAGAGAUUGUUGAACGACCGCUGGACACCGAAGGAGCCGCGCUAACUCCACAGGAGUACAUGAAAAGGGUAAGGACGAAACACGAGGACUACUUGAGCGAGGGCGAAUCCGAUGAUGUCAUUAAGCCUAGAAAGUUGGACCCAGGCGAGUGCCGACUGCAUGACGAAAUUAUCAUGGAGUACAAGGCGCGGCUGGUUGAGGGCAUGCUGCCAAUUCACAGGCUUCUUGAGGAGUCCAGGGUUAGGGUCAGCGAGGAAUCCCUGUCCAGUAAUAAUGCUGACGUAAUACCCAACAGGCUAGAGACGAGAUCCCCUAAAACUCCGAAAUUACCUAGACGAAGCAAAAAAUCCUUUAGUCAGAGCCAAAAGGUUCAAGAUCCACAUAGUAGUGACACGAGCACACAGUCCCUCGAGGAGUCAGAGCCAAUGACAUUUACCAGAUCGAGAAUGAAGGUCAACGAUUUGGAUACUCCGAGAACUAGGCGGAGAUUGGGAAAGGUUGAACAGGACAAGGAUGCGGAAUACUGCGAGGUGAUAGUGCCCCGGUCACCAGCACGACGCGGAGGUGAUUUGAAUGCCAGUGGUCGGGACGAGGUGGUUGGGGUUAAAGGUGAUGAGAUUAACAUACCAAUGGCUGAGUUCUCGAGGAAUUGGCGGGAUUCACCGGUAAAAGUUCACUCGAGACUCAAGUCCAACCGUAUACAGAGUCCGGACCAGGGUGUUGACGUCCGGGUGGAGACCAAGCGAUCGUUUUACGAGCUGAUUGGCGAGGGCGAGGACGGUAUUAAGUUUGCCGAUGACGACGAUGAGGACUACGAUAUCGAAAGUAAUGUCGUGACGUGAAAAUUGCUUUUCUUUGAUGCGUUUACGAAGGUACCAAAUAAUCUUCAAUGCCAUGGUGUACCACGUUUUCAGAUAGGUGUGUAGA